This is a messenger RNA of Macrobrachium nipponense, 2739 nucleotides long. Its product is annotated as ribosome-binding protein 1-like. The transcript is spliced from 3 exons. The coding region runs from base 195 to 1064 and encodes 289 amino acids. The record is from RefSeq and is a predicted model, not a curated record. Lineage: Eukaryota; Metazoa; Arthropoda; Malacostraca; Decapoda; Palaemonidae.
UGAGUCCGCCCGCGUGUCGACCACGUCUCUACUUAUCUCCACACGCCCGUGCGCCCAUAUAUCUAUAUAUAUACUCUCACACACAACACGCACAUAGAUAUAUCUCUCAUCUUAAAGGCAUCGCACCUGCGACUACAAAUUACCCGUCUCUGCAAAAACACACUCGUUUGUAAAUCGACGAAAAAGGGAGUGGGAUGGUCACAGGGUGGCAAUGUGUCCUGCCGAGUCUUGUCCUCUUCUGCACGCUCUGCGCUACCCACCCGACUCUCCACCAAGAUGAUUCUGAAACACUGGUGGAAAAGAGGUCGGCAGAAUAUCCAUACAAAUCCAUGCUUCACUACCUGCUCGUGGCGAUGUCGUCUCCCGAUGGCCAACAACAGGCACCGCAAUUACUCAACAGGGGAGUCAGGAGACUAGGCUCGGAAUUCCUUGGGAAGAGAUCUGCAGACAGCCUGGACGGUAAAAGUAACCACUCGUGCGAGGACUGCAACACUCUGGAGGACUUGGAUGAUCUCAGAAAAGAGCAGCCGAGCUUUACCGGUCAGUACGACUACAAUGAAGGCAACGCAGUGGAACUCGCUGCUGAUCAUGACUUGACUUCUGCACCAAUGAAGAGGUUCGCGCGAAGAUACUACUCAGGUGUUACUCGAGACGGCUUGAAAAACUUCUUUUCCCUUUUGAUGUCCAAGAAAAUGGGUUCAGAGUUUCUGGGGAAGAGGAUGGGUUCGGAAUUUCUUGGCAAGAGGGCUAUGGGCUCAGAAUUCCUCGGUAAAAGAGCCAUGGGUUCAGAAUUUCUUGGAAAGAGAGCAAUGGGUUCAGAAUUCCUUGGUAAAAGAGCCAUGGGUUCUGAAUUCUUGGGAAAGAGGGCAAUGGGCUCAGAAUUUCUUGGGAAGAGAGCCAUGGGGUCGGAAUUUUUGGGCAAAAGAGCCAUGGGGUCGGAAUUUUUGGGCAAAAGAGCUAUGGGGUCUGAAUUUCUAGGGAAGAGAAACUAUGACGAGGACGUCAUUCCAGUUUCAGAUGAUCUCUACGCCAAGAGAGCAAUGGGUUCAGAAUUCCUCGCUUAAUAGAAGUGUCGUGGUGAUAAGUUAUGCUUUCUGGUGUUAAAUAAGAGACUUUUGUGAGGCAGUUACGGUUCAUGCUUCAGUCAGAGGUCACAAGUGUUAUUUAAAAAAACCUCGAUACUAUAGAACUAAUUACCUUAACCUAUACACUUAACAUGCACAAGAGCCUUACAAACAACAACAAAACAAAAUAAACCACGAGGGUUUAACAACAAUCUUUCCCAUCUUUAAAUAGGAAGAAAAACCUGUCUGUCAUUUUUUUUUAGUUAUUGUGAUUCCUGAAGCCACACUUCAUAUCCAUUUUAUCUUUAAAGGCCAGUGACCUUACGCUAAGGACCAAUGUUGACCAAAUUUCGCUUCUUUUCCUCACCACAAUCAUCACUCGACACACGGAGGAGGGGUGACGAGUGAUGCCAAGUAAAUGUUUUCAUGUAUGUUGUUUCAUGUAAGCAAUGUCUGUCAGUCGAUUUCUCAAUGGAGGGACAUUAUAGAUAUGCGGACUUCUUACUUUCUCCUGUGUAAGACUUUUCGUGCCCAUGCGCGAAUGUAAACAUUCAGGGCCAGUUGAUUAUCUAUAUGACGCACCCUUAAGACCUAGAUCCAAAACAAAAACAAAAAUGGUAAAAGUACUUUCUCUCUUGAAAUGAAAAAAGUAGAAGAGUACCGUUUGUAGACUGUCGUCUGAAAGCAAUUCUAUCCCUUAAUGCAGUCGUGUUCCAUAAGUUUAACUUUCUGCACUGAUAACUUACUCUGAAAAUUUUUUCAACUACUAGUUCCUGAAAAUAAGCUUCUGAUACACAAAUACUGAAAGAAAUAAAUUUUAACCUUGACUCGGCUUACUUAUAUUUCAAGAAUCUUAAAUGAUUAAAAUACUGACGACAAAGAUUUGCUUUAUCUAAUUUCCUGUCCUUUAAAGAACUGUCCUCUAAGACAAUAACUAAAUGUCUACGUUAUUCCAAAUCAAGACAAAAUGCCUGGAAUAUUACGGCUAUGUACAGCGGCACUUUCAGACAUUUCAAAAUUAUAACUAUUGUUUGGAAGCACCAGCACUGUCCCUCGCGCAUGAAAUUUCCAACUUCGUGUCCAAGUAACUUAGGGGUGAAUAUAUCUCCCAAGAUCGUAACAGAAUUUCGACCGACUUUUCCCGUGAUUAUAGGCUCAUAUGACGUCAUCCCCCCAGAGCAAAUGAAGGAGGCACGUCACGACUACUGACAUCUUUAAACUCAAAAAGAGUCUGGAAGACUUUCUCAUUUAUCUAUGCAUAAUCAUUUUAUUUUUUUCUUCUAUUUUUUGCUUCGGUCUAUUUCCAGUCUAAUGUUCUCGUUUAACUGAGAACGUCUAAGUCUUUGAUGUAUUUAAUGAACCUAGCGAGUUUUCUUAAAAUUAGUUUCACGUUAUUUUCUCUGAAUAUUAAGGACACGUAUUCCUAAGACUAACAACCAAAGGAUAUUGGUGUUUUUAUCCGAGAUCGUUUGGGAAAAAAGUUUAUUUUCUUCUCUCCGUUUUCAGAAUGUACUUUUGAUGGGGUAUGAGUAUUGUGAUAACUAAGUGUAAAACUGAUGUAUUAACAUUUAAUGUUUAUUAAGACUUAAACACUUUGCAGACAUAUAGAAUGGAGGUUUUGACCCGUGAAAAAAUGUAUAUACAAAAACCGAAAAAUAAAAUUUCAGACACUUUC